This is a messenger RNA of Hippocampus comes (tiger tail seahorse), 782 nucleotides long. RefSeq names its product lisH domain-containing protein ARMC9-like. Gene Ontology annotation, biological process: cilium assembly. The record is from RefSeq and is a predicted model, not a curated record. Bases 264 to 782 code for a protein of 172 amino acids. Gene Ontology annotation, cellular component: ciliary basal body; ciliary tip; centriole. Lineage: Eukaryota; Metazoa; Chordata; Actinopteri; Syngnathiformes; Syngnathidae. The transcript has 5 exons.
GUCUCUUCUGUGUACGGUUGCUAGCUAAUGGAUCUCGCGCUAAUAUCGAUGUACUGUAGAAAAUGAUGUAGUCUUUGAUUAAAAUUGAUAUUGGAUUGUGACAUUUGGAGCGAGAAUACCGGCACCUGUUAUAAUGUUAACUUAGGACGUACUGAACACGUUGGAAUCAACCAAUGCUUAAGUAGAAAAAUAGAAGCAUUUCUUUUCCAAGAACUGCAAAAAGCUGCUUUUCAUGUAAGGGUUAAAAAGUUCUGGAUACUCACAUGAGUUUCAGGGAGGAAGACAAAAUGGGGGACAUUUUAGCCACUGAAGCCAAUCUUCUUGGGAUGAUCAAGGAGUACCUUAAGGUUGAACAGUUUGAUACCACAGUUAACAGUUUUGACAAGGAGUGCAAGAAUAAAGGAAAACUUGUGUCCAAGCCUCAAGGAAAUGCUCUGAGAGACGUUAAGACUCACAUCGUCCAGAAAGACCUCCUUAGUUCUUUCAAUGAAGGGGACUUCAAGGUAUUUUUUGAGUUGUGGACAGAGAAUAUUCCUUCUCAUCUCGUUAAAACUGAUACUGAGGCCCAAAAGCUGGAGUUCUACCUUUAUAUCCAUUUUACCAUCUACCCACUGAGAAGCCAACCUGAAAGACAAGUAUGUAUUUCGCUGAUUUAUAUUGUGUUGGGGCAGCAUGGUUUGCAUGUCCUCCCCGUGCCUGCAAUGGGUUUCUCUGGGUACUCCACUGUGCUAUUCAGAAGCAUGUUGCACAUUGCCCCCACUGCUAAAUCUACCAAAAGAUAA